This is a messenger RNA of Thamnophis sirtalis, 4925 nucleotides long. The record is from RefSeq and is a predicted model, not a curated record. NCBI's taxonomy places the organism in Eukaryota, Metazoa, Chordata, Lepidosauria, Squamata, Natricidae.
CAGUGUUAGCUGAGCUCUUUGACGGAAGGGAGCCAAGUAACCCCAUUUGCUGCCUUUUUGCAAUGACCAGCAGCUUUCCCCAGCUGCCAGAGGGGAACCUUUUUCGCAGGAAGCCCAGUUCUACGGCAACACCAUGACCAGCAACAAUAGUCCCGAGGAGCCACUUUCCACAACAACUGUUAGUUCAGUCCUGGUUGAGGCUGGGGAUUGCAGAAUUGUCAUCGCUCUUCUUAAGUGUGGCAAAUGGGUACAGCUGCAGUUAGUUGAAUCACUUCCAAAUUUAUUGGAAAUUGGCAGCAAUGAAGAAGAGACCAAAAAAUUAUUAUAUGAUCAUGAACUUCUACUGUCUAAGCUUAAGCCCUUAGAAGGCCAAGUUUGGGAUCUCUUACGGGAAGCCGACAAGACAGCCACAGAGCAUCAAGAUGAAGAGCAGGUGUACGAAGCCAUGGCAGAGACUCUGGGAGAUGCCUGGGACUCCCUGACGAUUGUUCUGGAGAAGCGGAGGACGCUGUUAAAACUGAGCUUGGAUUUCUUUGAAAAUGCUCUAGAGUUUGCUGGCAAAAUUGACCAAGUUGAAGAUUUUCUGCAGUAUUCUCAAGAGUUUGAAAACCCCGAAUCUCUGAAAGAACUCUUGCAUCAGCACAAACAUCAUACAAAAGAGCUUCUGGAAAAAUCAUUGAGACUCUUAAACAAAAGCCAUGACCUAACUGAAUUCAUACAGGAAUUCAAAUCUGAUGGGCCAAACAUAAAUCCAAAAUUCAUUCAGGGUGCCCACAAUAGUUGUUUGAAAAUUGACAUUCUCCUUGAAGUCUUGCAAGACAGGAGGAGACAGCUGGACAAAUACUUGAAGCUGCAAGGUGAAGGAUUGGAACAGGUUUUGCAAAUCUGUCAAUGGCAUUGCCAGGAGAACCAGAUAACCUCUUGGUACAAGAAGAACAUAAAAGAUUACAUUAAUAAGCAAAACUUGGGGUCAUCUUUAAAGGAAAAUGAAGCAUUGCUUCAGGAACACAAGGAAAUGGAAUAUAAGGUUAAAGAAUGGAAUUCUGCUAUGCAAGGAUUAAAAUCAGAAGCACUCAGAAUUCUGCUUUCAGAGGAGUAUGCAGAAAAAGAGCAUCUAAAGCUUUCGAAUAAAAAAAUGAACUUACUGGAACAAGAAGUAAAUCGCUGUUUUGAAGAACGGAAAGCAUUGUUGCAAGAAGCCAAUGACUUCUUCAAUGCAGCAAGGAAGUUCUUGGAUGAUUGGGAUUCAGGAAAGAAUGGACUACAUUGAGAAAAAAGUAGAUCAAUUGAUCAAACAGCUUCCUGAUCAUGGAGAAUUUACCUCAAACAAGGAACACCUAGCCACUUCCUUAGAAGAUUACUUAAAGAAGGCAUCAAGAAAGAUUCAAAACAUUGGUCCAGUACUCUCGGCUGCAGUAAAUCCUGGAUCUUCUGCUCCUGAAUCAGAAGAAGUCCUGAAAAAAUAUUUAGAGCUGGCGAAUCAAACCAAGGAGAUGGCCAAUGAAGUAGAAUUGGCUGUAAGAAUUUGUAAGGAAAUGGGAGAGUUAGAAACCACUGAAAUAGCAGUGUUUUCAAACAAAACUAAGCUUUUAAAUGAAGAACUGACAACAUUGAACAGAAAUCUUUCCUUAAAACUCAAAAUCUUGAAGCCCUAUGUAGCCUUCUUAAAGUCAUCAGAUGAGGUGAAUAACAAUCUAAUAAUGAAUGUGGAAAAUGUUGUUCAAGUAACGGAACGUACCCUUGAUAUUCUGAACAAAGAAAAAGAAGAAUUAACCGAGCUUUGGGCAAGAUGGAAACUUAGCAUGAAUCAAGUGCAAUCAAUCAAGCAACAAUGUGGAAAAUUCAAUGAGCAAUUUAAAAAUACAACACAACGCUUAGUCGUUCUUCAAGAAGGACUCAGAUCUACUCUGGCACUUGAUCUUGGAAGUAAUCUUUCGGUACUUAUGGAAUUACAAAAUAAGUUUAAUGAAAUUAAGCCACAGUUUCAGCAACUCAAUGCUGAGGUGGAAUACACAUUAAAAUUAUCAGAGCAGCUGGGCUUGAAAGGAGCUCCUGACAUGGAAAAAUCUGAGAAAAUAAGUGAGCUCAUUCAUCUCCAUAAGGAGAUAAAGGAAAUGAUGGCAAAAUAUGAUGAAGUUUUCAACAAGACAGUCAAAUUCCACAAAGUCAGAGAGGAGCUUGAAGGUCUCAUAAAAUCAGGAGGACUGGAGAUCCUACAAAUGAAAGAUGUGCAAAGUGACACUUCCCAUGCUAAGAUCCACCUGACUAAUGCUCAGGAGAAGCAUGUGCAUAUCAGGCACCUGUAUAAACUGGCACUUUCGCUUGGAAUGGAUAUACUCUCAACCGUAAAACAUUCUAAUUCCUUUAAUAUUUCUGUAAAGAACUUACAGCAACAACUGGAUACCAUGGAGUCUGACAGCAUUAAAUGGGACUCCAAAGCUGAAAAGUAUGAGGAAGAGCUGUCGCAUGUCCUCCAUUUCUGCAUGACAAGGGACGAGAUACAUGAGCUCAGAGAAUCCUUUAAAGAUCUCAGGAAGAAAUUCAACAAUAUGAAAUUCAACUACAGCAAGAAAACGGAAAAAGCACGAAAUCUGAAGACUCUAAGAAUUCAAAUUCAGCAAAUUGAUGCUUUUUCUGAAAAAUAUCAGGUACUGAGAAACAAGUUAGAGACUCUAAAGAAGAAAGUUUUAGAUUCUCUAUCAACUCAACCAAGUGACAAAGCCGAAUUUAUUUCUGCGUCAGUCAAUGAAUUAGAGAAACAGCUGACUGGAUUUGGGAAGAUUAUGGAAGAUUACAAGAAAAAUUUGGAACUGAUGGAACAUUUGCAAGAAAUGAUGGAAGAGUGUCAAUUUUGGUGUGAAGAGGCAAAUGCAACAGUACUUAGGGUUGGUAGAUACUCAACAGAGUGCAAAACAAGGGAAGCAGUAGAAAUACUCUACAAGCAAUUCAAGAAGUUUAUUGAUCCUGUGAUCCCCCAGCAAGAGGAAAGAAUCCAGCAGCUAACUCACCUUGCUAAAGACUUAUACGGUAAUGAAGAAGGAAAGAAGCACGUUGAAAAAAUAACAGCAAAACACAAAGACGUUCUUGACUCUAUCAGUGAACUGUGUAGCUCCUUGACAGAACUUGAAGACAAGCUUGGGGAAGAUUCAUUAAAGGGGAAAUCACCAAAUUCUAAUAAAUGUGAUGAUGAGCUAAGAACAGAACAAGACAGUCAAAAAGAGAAGAUAGAUAAAGAGGAUGUAAAAGAAAGAAUAUAUGAGCUGAAGAAACAGGAAGAGAAGAACUUGGCUGAGACAUCAAUUAUCUGCCCAGCUGUUGAGGAUUCUAUUUCACAGGACACAGAGCUAUCUUUUGCUGCCAAGGAGGAAAGCUUUCACACUGAGCUCCUGGCAGAAGAUGCACUCUCUGGAGAGGAAUAUGAGUGUAUAUCUCCUGAUGAUAUCUCAUUACCUCCACUUUCUGAGACCCCAGAAUCCAACCUUCUGCAUUCGGAAACAGAACUAGAAGAACCACAUAGCAGUAGCUCCCGUAGUGUGCAUGUCAGUUCUUACACUGUGCAAAUGCCAAUAAGUGCUGGCAGUAAAACAAUGGAAGAUGAUUCUGAUCCCUUAACCUUUAUUGCUUCUGCUGAUGUGCCUGGCCACAGGAAGGAGUGCAUAUCAGAGCAGCUAGGAAGUUUUUCUUCUCCCACCCUAAGCAGCCAUUCCAAGGGCAAGAUGGAAUCUCUAUUUGCUCAUAGUUCUCCAGAAAUGCCCGCCACUUCCCCCGUUUCCUCUACGUUCAAGACAAAGGCUUUCUACUGCAUGAGGAGUGAAGUGCACGAGACCCAUUUGCAAUGCCGUGAGCUUCCCAGAAGCAUGAAGGAAGCCCAGAGCAAAUUGCAUGACGGAAAUAACUCUACUAAAAACCAGGCUAGGCUGCAUGCUUCAUCCAAUGCGUUUUCAGGUCUCUUUCAAUCAGACUCCACGAGAAACUGUCAGAGGGAGAUGGCUACCGGAGAAGAGGCUAAAAACAUAUCUGAAAAGAACAGCAAGGUCAGCGUCUCUGGACAGGCACCUCACUUCUCCAAGCUUCUGUCUAAUGUAACUGUUAUGGAAGGUGCUCCGGUGACUUUGGAAGUAGAAGUAACAGGAUUCCCAGAACCUGCAUUGACCUGGUACAAGAAGGGCCAGAGAGUGAUGGGAGAUGAGCACAUAAAGCUCUUACACCAGGAUACACAAUAUACAUUGUUCAUUGAGAAGGUGUAUGAUUCAGAUGCUGGACUGUAUGUGGUUCGGGCUAAAAAUUCUAGCGGCACAGUGUCCUCCAGUGCCGUCCUCCGUGUGAAAGGUAACUGGCCAUCUAUAAAACGAGUAGACUGGAUAACCCUUUGUGCUUUCUACUUGAUUGCAUCACUCGCCCACUGGUUGUUCACUUAGCACAGCCAACUGACUUCACUGAACUUUAACACUCACCAAAGGAGUCAACAGCAAGCAGCCAUAUUUUGAGGCACCUCACUUCACCUUUGACACUCUUGCUUAUCGGUCACGCUGAAUGUAGUGCUUUUGAUAUUCCUGUUCCAGGCAUACUAAAGGAAGUUGUCCUUUAGUCUACAGUACAAUGGCAUAAUGCAAAGAAAUAUGUACGCAUGGGGGAGGAAUGUUCUUUAUUAGAUAAUGAAGAUGAUUGUAUGAAUAUAAAUAUACCUCUAAAGAUUAUGAGAAAAUAUGUCACUGGACUAUGAUUGACCUGUGUAACACAAUAUGCUUGCUUCAUUCUAUAUACAGCUUACAAAUAUAUUGUUUUGAUGCUAUUUUGUGAAAAAGCAAUAGAGAGAGAAAGAGAAUCUUUUUGUACAUUAUACACACACACACAAUAGCACCAUUUCUAUAGAAGGUCACUAUUAAAGCUGAAGGAAUAGUAGCUUAGAGCCACUAAAAGUACAA